Merops nubicus (carmine bee-eater) is the source of this 394-nucleotide messenger RNA. RefSeq names its product transmembrane protein 230 (gene TMEM230). Bases 32 to 394 code for a protein of 120 amino acids. Gene Ontology annotation, cellular component: synaptic vesicle; endomembrane system. Gene Ontology annotation, biological process: synaptic vesicle transport. The record is from RefSeq and is a predicted model, not a curated record. The transcript is spliced from 3 exons. NCBI's taxonomy places the organism in Eukaryota, Metazoa, Chordata, Aves, Coraciiformes, Meropidae.
AGGAUCUAGCUGAGCUCCAGGCUCCCCUGUAAUGAUGCCGUCGAGAACAAACCUGUCUGCUGGGAUUCCCAGUAGCAAAGUGAAAUAUUCCAAGCUCUCCAGCACUGAUGAUGGAUAUAUUGACCUGCAGUUCAAGAAGAGCCCACCAAAAAUCCCCUACAAGGCAAUUGCACUGGCUGUCGUGCUCUUCAUGAUCGGGACCUUCCUCAUCAUCAUCGGAGCCCUCCUCCUGGCAGGAUACAUCAGCAAAGGUGGCACGGACCGGGCCAUCCCCGUGCUCAUCAUCGGCACCCUGGUGUUCCUGCCCGGCUUCUACCACCUGCGCAUCGCCUACUGCGCCUCGCGCGGCUACCGCGGCUACUCCUACGACGACAUCCCCGACUUCGACGACUGA